Molecule: messenger RNA, 1318 nt
Organism: Capsella rubella
Lineage: Eukaryota; Viridiplantae; Streptophyta; Magnoliopsida; Brassicales; Brassicaceae
Exons: 5
Coding region: 15-1034 (339 amino acids)
Source: RefSeq, a predicted model, not a curated record
GCGUUAGCUCUUCCAUGGCGGAAUCAUCAGAUUACACCUUAGCGAAGAGAAUGCGAUUUUCUUCUUCUUCUUCAGUUCGAGAUGCGACAUCUAAGAACCUUAUGGCAAGCAGAUUACGGAAUCACAGCAACCGCUCCACCGUUCGAUUUGAAUCAGCUCUGUCUCACAUCGGAAACAAAUUUCUCACGGAUCAUGCGUCGCCUCUCAGCGAUAAAAUUGUUACCAAACAUCCUCGAGCGUGUCAUCGUGUCACGGUGAGGAAUCUGUGUCUCAGGCGCGUAUCAUCCCAAAGUUCGAGCCCUAGCGAUUGGGACUGUCUCAUGAAAGGGCAAAAUCAAACGAAGGAGCUAAAUGUGGAAUCUCCUUGCGAUACUCCGAAUUCGAACGUUGCGGGAAUAGGAAUCAGUGAUAUAGAAGUAGGGGAAUGUUCACAAACGACGCCACCGGAUUCAGAUAAGUUCACUAGUGUAGCUGGUUCUAUCCGCCAAGACAUUGAUGGAUUCUCUGUGAAAAAGAUUCGUCAUCCGGAAAAGAUUUUCAAGAACCUUGGUUCUGUGAGCUAUAGGAGACUGCUUCCUUACUUGAAGGAAACUGCUGAUGAUACUAGAGAUGCUGCUGAUGCAAAAGAUCCAACCGGGACUGUUUUGCUAUCUCCCAAUAGCUUUGUUAAACCAUCAGCACAAAAAUUAGAUGGAAACAUUAGUCCUUUGGAGAAGAUGACUUCAUCUAGUGCCACCAAACCUCCUCAGUUGUGCUCCAAGCGUAGGCUAUUUAAAGUGCCAGGUUCUGUGAAUUACAAAAGAAUGCUUUCAUAUCUCAGAGAUAGCUCAGAGGAUAAUCCUGGGACGGCUGAAACCAGUAAACAUAUAGAUCCUCAGAAGAAUAUUGAAACAAAUGCUCCAGCCACUGAGAAUAAAGGGGCAGCAAAUGAAGCUAAAGAUUUGAAUACAUGCUCUAACAAUGUUGAGGCGUCACUUUCUGAUCCGGAGUACGAACAGGAAACUCAAACUUUUGUUAGCCAGUUUAGCUGUUAGUGUUAUUUAGUGAAGCUGUAUAUAGCUUAAAGCGUGUUUGACUUGUUUACGCCUAGAGCUUGUUCAUCUAGGAAGGAACUUGUAGGUCAAAGAAUUAAAACGGCUCCUAGAUCAUAUGAACCUAACAAUUUAUCUCCAAAGCACAAACCUUAGAGGUAACUAGCAUCUAAGCAUUAGACUUGUUGAUUGUUGUGUCUCCACAGUUGUCUUGUUGUUCAACAUUAGUAGUCUCUUUCUUUGUUUUUUCUCAAGCAUAUCAAACUGUUGUUGUUAUCUGAUCCACA